This is a messenger RNA of Penicillium alfredii, 651 nucleotides long. RefSeq names its product MFS general substrate transporter. Lineage: Eukaryota; Fungi; Ascomycota; Eurotiomycetes; Eurotiales; Aspergillaceae. Gene Ontology annotation, molecular function: transmembrane transporter activity. The transcript has a single exon. Gene Ontology annotation, biological process: transmembrane transport. The coding region runs from base 1 to 651 and encodes 216 amino acids. The record is from RefSeq and is a predicted model, not a curated record.
AUGGAAGCCGUCUACCGCGAGGCCAAGUCCAACCGCACGACGCUGUGGCUGGUCACCGCGUCGGUGCUGGUGUGCGCGUGGGCGUUCUCACUCGACUCGUCCACGACCUCCUACUACUCGGUAGACGCCUCAUCGCACUUCAAGCAGCACAGCGUCGUGCUCUCAACCCUGGCCAUUGUGACGAGCAUCAUCGACGCCGUGAGCAAGCCAUUCAUCGCCAAAAUCUCCGACAUCACCUCCCGCCCCUACACGUACCUCUUGACCCUGUUCUUCUACGUGAUCGGCUACAUUGUCGCCGCGACCUGCAAGACCAUCUCUGCCUAUGUCAUUGGGGAGGUCUUUGUGGCUAUCGGUAGCUCCGGACUUGAUCUGACCAACGAUAUUAUCGUCAAGGAUCUGACGCCGCUCGAAUGGCGUGGCUUUGCGAGCUCUCUGCUGUCGACUCCGUUUAUUACCAAUACCUGGUUUGCAGGGAAGAUUGUCGGUGGUUUGCUCCUGAUCGCGUAUGUGAUCUACGAGAUGAAAUGGGCGCGAGUGCCCAGCGCACCUCGGCGUCUGGUGUUUAACAAGGCUCUUAUCAUGUCAAUCAUCAUUGACAGCAUCUACCUGCGUAAGAUCCUUGAGAUGCACGGGAACCACUUGAUGAUAUGA